UCUAUUUUCACAAAGCGUUGAGUAUACCAUAUACUACUGUUAAGUUUAAUAGGGGAAAAUGGAACAGUAGAUAAGGAUGGAUGACAAUCUUAAUCAAAAUAAUACAGGUCAGUUUGGUCUAGGGGGAUUAAAUAUACAUGGAAAACUUAAUCAAGAGGACCACAAUUUAUUAUCUCAGUAUUCUAUACCUGGAAUAUUACAUUUUAUUCAACAUGAAUGGACUAGAUUUGAAGUGGAAAGAACGCAGUGGGAAGUUGAACGAGCAGAGCUACAAGCUAGGAUAGCAUUUCUUCAAGGAGAAAGAAAAGGACAAGAAAAUCUAAAAAAUGAUUUGAUAAGAAGAAUAAAAAUGUUAGAGUAUGCACUUAAGCAAGAAAGAAUAAAAUUUCAUAAGCUAAAAUAUGGAACAGAACCAAACUUUACAAACUCUAAAUCUGCUCUUCUUGAUGAAAUUACAAGAGAUGAACAGGUGGAUGGUGAAGCACCACUUACGAGUAACAGCAAUGUUUCAUGGAAGCAUGGCAGACAGUUGCUCAGACAAUACCUCCAAGAGAUUGGAUAUACAGAUACAAUCAUUGAUGUUAGGUCAUCCAGAGUUCGCAAGCUUUUAGGGUUGGCACCAAAUAACUCAGAAGGAGAAGACAAACAACUAUCACCAGUGAUUAAUGGUGAACAGUUUGAUAAGCGAACUAUGGACACACAAAAAAGAAACACUGGUAAGAAAGUUUCCAACUCAGCAGCAGAAAGCACCUUGUUAGAUGCAGAGGCAUCGGUACUUGCUACAUUUGACUUCUUAGCAUCAGAAAGUACUGACAUGGAUGAUGAUGAUGAUGAAACUAGUGACGAUGCAAGUGAAAGUGGAUCUGCAGAUGAAGCUUCCAAUAGAAUAGAAAUCAAAAUAUCUCCAAAAUCCAAGAUGUUAAGUGGUACAGUUAAUGAUGCUGAAACAGAUGAAGUGUUAGCAGCAUUUGAUUUCUUGGGGGCUGAUUCCACAGAUGGUGGUGGGGAAAGCAGAAGUCAGGGAGAGGGGUCUGACUGGGACAAAUCAGAGAAUGUCUGUGAGGAUGAAUGGGGAACCAGUCCCCAAGCCAUUUCCAAGUUGAUGGAAGAAUAUCAUAAAGAGAAGAAGAGUAAAAAGGGCACAUCUCAAAGACCCAGACGGUCAGACUUGCAAGCCAUGCUUGUGAGCCUGUCAGAGAGUAGUAGUGAUGAAGAGAGUCCAUCAGCUGAUGGCUCUUCUGUUCUCCUCUCUGAUCCGAAUCCUUCAGACAUCACUUGUACUGUCAAGAAAUCUAAUGAGCUUCAGAGGACUUCUGACUCCAUCCCCAUUUUAAGCCCACUUCUGGGGUUUGAGGCCACUAAGAACACUAGUGUGAGAAGACCAGUAACUGAAGAUGACAGUUUGGAAGCAACACUUGGUCUUGGUGAACUUGCUGGGCUGACCAUCAGUAAUGAAGCUGAGAGUAGUUAUGAUGUUUCAGCUGCAAAUGAGGUUUUCAGAAAAACAUGGAGUGCCAAGUAUACACUUCGAAGCCACUUUGAUGGAGUACGAGCUCUAACGUUUCACCCUGUUGAACCAGUGCUUAUCACAGCAGCAGAGGAUCAUACUCUCAAACUCUGGAAUCUUCAAAAAACUGUGCCAGCCAAAAAGGCAGCUGCUUUAGAUGUUGAGCCUGUGUAUACUUUUAGAGGCCACAUAAAACAGCUAGGACCAGUGUGCACUUUUCAACUGUCUAGUGUACACCUGGAUAGCAAGUAUCAAAAUUCAAACCAUGGAGUGCUGAAUACAGAACUGAGGGGUCAUACAGAUGCAGUAUGGGACCUUGCUGUACAUACAGCCACAACACAGCUCCUGUCAUGUGCUGCUGAUGGGAGUGUUAAACUCUGGUCUCCACAUAGUAAAUCACCUCUUCUCAACACUUAUACACCAGAAAAUGUUGAAGGUAAUCCCACAUCUGUUGAUUUUGUGCGAUGCGACCCAGCACAAAUAGUAGCAUCUUACACUUCAUCAAAUGCUCUCAUCUACGACAUUGAAACUGGGAAGCCUGUUAUUCAAUUAGAAAUUGACAAUUCAGAUGUCGCUCCACUUAACAAGCAGAUAAACAAAGUUGUCAGUCAUCCAACUUUACCACUCACAGUCACAGCACAUGAAGAUAGGCAUAUUCGGUUUUUUGACAAUACAACAGGAAAGCUGAUCCACUCAAUGGUAGCUCAUCUGGAUGCAGUUACAAGCCUAGCAAUAGAUCCAAAUGGACUCUACUUACUAUCUGGAAGUCAUGACUGUUCUAUCCGACUGUGGAACAUGGACAGCAAGACGUGCGUACAAGAAAUUACAUCACAUCGAAAAAAAUUUGAUGAAGCCAUAUAUGAUGUUGCUUUUCAUGCAUCCAAACCUUAUAUAGCUAGUGCAGGAGCUGAUGCAUUGGCCAAAGUUUUUGUCUAAAGUGACAUUUGAUGACAGAUAUAAAAAGUAAAACACCUGAAACAAGAAAAGACAAAGGACACUUAUUUAAAAUGGAAUUAUGUAUAUUGCAUGAUGCAUCUGAUAUCUGGGCUGCCAGAAUUACCUUAUUUAAUUUAUACCCUCAUUAAAUGAGCUUAGUUUAUGCGAAAAUAUGAUAUAUUUAAUAGUUUUAACAUUUUAUACUCUUUUCUAACUUGGAAAUAAGGCUACUUUUUAAUAUUUCGAAAAUAAUUUAUGUUCUGACAGUUACAAGACAAGUUUGUGUUUUUUAAUUAUUUUUUUUUACAAAAGUCUUGCAGUGGUUGAUUUUUAUGAAAAUAUAUCAUUUAAUCCCGAUUAUAAAGUAUUUUAAGUUUCUGCACAACUUGUAUAGACCAGUGUUUGUCUGGGAAUUUUUAGGAAUUUUGUAGAAAAUAUCAUAUAGAUGUCUGUCUGUCUUUUUGUGUUAAUAGUUCCUGCACGACAUGGGACCCAAGUCUGUAGAAAACUGAAAAAAAAAACAAAAAAAACAUGGAUGUGUGUUAUUGUGUAGAUAAUUAACCUAGUAGUUUUUCUGAUUUGACUGAUUGCUCUAAACCUCCAUGAAAUUUAAUUCAUCUUGUACAGAAAUUUGUAGUGUUCAGUAGCCCAAAAUGAACAUAAUACUGCAGGUUUACAUACUCAGCUGCUGCUUCAAGUGAUGAACAGAGUCAGCAUGUUCAUUGAUAACAGGUAGAAACGUUUUUUUAACUAUGUACAGUGUACAGACCAAUUCCAGACAGCAGUAUUCCUACUUGCUCUGAAGAAGGAACAUCUACUUGAGAUUUUUCUUGCACUUGUUUCUUUUAAUUGUGAAUAAAGACAACCCUGAUAAGACGUUUUUAUUCUUUUCUAACUUGUAUUUAUUUCGUAUCUCAGCGGUAAAAACUUGAAUAAAUUCUUCACAAUUCAUUUGUGAUAGUGAAAGGAUUCGUAAUUAUUUCAUACUGCAGAUGUUAAUUUUACCAAAUUAAUGUAGAAGUAUAAAUAUGAACAAGAAGUAGGAAUUAAAACAUUUUUUAGAAAGUGUAAUUGAUUUUUAAGCUACAGUCAACAGGGUUAAGUGCUUCCUUUAAUAAUAAAAGCUGUUCACCCUUACAGUGUUCUGCUUGUGUGAUCACUGCCUUUAAAUAUUUACUUGUAUCAUUUUUACAUGUCCAUGAAGUAAAACCACUGCUUUUUCAUUCCUAAUAUACCUUCUUUUUUUAUUAUAUUUACAUAGUUUAUCUCUUAAUAGCAUUUUUAAAUUAUGUAGGUCUCUUCUUGUCAGCUGCUUUUACUGUACACUGUACAUUUUUACUCUAAAGUCAUAUGAUGAAGAAAAAUUUCUUAUGCUUAUGAAAUACCAUAUUUUUCUGGAUACUUUAUUUUGCUGUGUUCAUAUAAAUACUUUAUUUAAAAUAAUAUUUGAAAUAUGUUACAAACACAAUACAUUUGUACCAUGAAUACUUUCCCAUUCCUUUAUCUUGCAUGUUUCUUUCUCAGUUAAUUUGAACUUUGGAACAGUUACAGCAUUAUCAAAGAAAGUAAGAGAAAUAAGAAACUGUUUCAUAUACCUGCCCACCCAAUUGCCAAAUUCAGUAACAAUCAAUAUUUAUUAUAUUUUUUCAAAUAUAUUUUAACUGAAUAAUAGGAACUUUAUAAAAAUUUACUCAAAGAAUAAGUUUAAUAUGUAUAAGAGUUAACUUGUUGUUAUUAGCAAUACCAGUUAAUUGAAUUAGUAAAAAAGUGUAAUAAAAUAUAACAUUAUAUGUUAAGUAACUUUUAAAAUGUAAUCGUUGUUUUUAGUUACAUUAUAUGAACUCAUGAAAAAUGUUGGUACAGAAAUAAGGUUUGUCUCGGUCAUUUAGCAGUGUAAUGUGAUUUGUGGAAGAGUUGCCUUUCACACACAAACACACAUCAUACUGGCAUAAUGGUGAUGAAAGUAAAGUUACAAUUUACAGAAUAGAUUGGAAUAUUUCUCUAGUCACAGUUGCUAUAGGAAAGUGUUUCUUCUGGCACUGCCAAAUAACUUAUAAUAAAAGCAAUGCACACAGUUUUCUCUUUUCAAGUACAUUAGUAAUUGGUGGUUUUCUGUUGUACAUUUGUGAAAUUGCUCUUGUAGCAACUCUUGGGUAACUUUUUAAUUCUAAUGUCUUUUUGUUCAUAAGAAACAUGUAUGUCCCUUGUAGUCCUUGAGCUGAUAUUGAUGGAAAUCAUGUUUGUUGCACUCCUACUGAACAAAGGUUUAUAGGUAUUAAAUAAAAGCUUAGUUUACUGAAUCAUGA
This is a messenger RNA of Limulus polyphemus (Atlantic horseshoe crab), 4749 nucleotides long. RefSeq names its product striatin-3-like. The record is from RefSeq and is a predicted model, not a curated record. The coding region runs from base 77 to 2443 and encodes 788 amino acids. Gene Ontology annotation, molecular function: protein binding. The transcript is spliced from 20 exons. Lineage: Eukaryota; Metazoa; Arthropoda; Merostomata; Xiphosura; Limulidae.